CGUUACUUGCCGCUACAGUGUAAGACCUACAUCAUGAAGGGCGUUACCUGCCGCUACAGUGUAAGACCUACAUCAUGAAGGGCGUUACUUGCCGCUACAGUGUAAGACCUACAUCACGAAGGGCGUUACUUGCCGCUACAGUGUAAGACCUACAUCACGAAGGGCUUUACUUGCCGCUACAGUGUAAGACCUACAUCACGAAGGGCGUUACUUGCCGCUACAGUGUAAGACCUACAUCACGAAGGGCUUUACUUGCCGCUACAGUGUAAGACCUACAUCACGAAGGGCGUUACUUGCCGCUACAGUGUAAGACCUACAUCACGAAGGGCUUUACUUGCCGCUACAGUGUAAGACCUACAUCACGAAGGGCGUUACUUGCCGCUACAGUGUAAGACCUACAUCAUGAAGGGCGUUACCUGCCGCUACAGUGUAAGACCUACAUCACGAAGGGCGUUACCUGCCGCUACAGUGUAAGACCUACAUCACAAAGGGCUUUACUUGCCGCUACAGUGUAAGACCUACAUCACGAAGGGCGUUACUUGCCGCUACAGUGUAAGACCUACAUCACGAAGGGCGUUACUUGCCGCUACAGUGUAAGACCUACAUCACGAAGGGCUUUACUUGCCGCUACAGUGUAAGACCUACAUCACGAAGGGCGUUACUUGCCGCUACAGUGUAAGACCUACAUCACGAAGGGCGUUACUUGCCGCUACAGUGUAAGACCUACAUCAUGAAGGGCGUUACUUGCCGCUACAGUGUAAGACCUACAGUGUCUAUAGAAGGUGAUGCCACUUUACAUUCACAUUUGAGUAAUUUAUCAGCUAAUGAAGGUGAGACCACAUACCAUGAUGAUCACAAGACAUCUUUGUUUAAAGUGUUGGUAGCUACCGAGGUGCACGAAUCAAAGCAAGCGACGGAAACUAAAUGUUUCCUUCUCAGGUGCGUCUGAUGGGUGUGGUCUCUAAGGGCCAGCCCACUCUAGUUGUCAUGGAGCUGAUGACCCAUGGCGACCUGAAGAGCUACCUGCGCUGCCUCCGCCCCGACUCUGAGAAUAACCCUACUGGGCGCCCGCCCCCCACGCUGAGGGAGAUGGUCCAGAUGACAGCAGAGAUAGCAGACGGCAUGGCCUACCUCAACGCCAAAAAGUUUGUCCACAGAGAUCUGGCCGCUAGGAACUGCAUGGUGGCACAGGACUUCACUGUCAAGAUAGGAGACUUUGGUAUGACCAGAGACAUCUAUGAGACGGACUACUACCGUAAGGGAGGAAAGGGUCUUCUUCCUGUCCGCUGGAUGGCUCCUGAGUCUCUAAAGGACGGAGUGUUCACUGCACACUCUGACUGCUGGUGA
This is a messenger RNA of Salvelinus namaycush (lake trout), 1347 nucleotides long. RefSeq names its product insulin-like growth factor 1 receptor. Gene Ontology annotation, cellular component: axon; membrane; insulin receptor complex. Gene Ontology annotation, biological process: cell surface receptor protein tyrosine kinase signaling pathway; protein phosphorylation; positive regulation of MAPK cascade. Lineage: Eukaryota; Metazoa; Chordata; Actinopteri; Salmoniformes; Salmonidae. The transcript has 3 exons. Gene Ontology annotation, molecular function: insulin receptor activity; insulin receptor substrate binding; ATP binding. Bases 925 to 1347 code for a protein of 140 amino acids. The record is from RefSeq and is a predicted model, not a curated record.